Daucus carota subsp. sativus is the source of this 1026-nucleotide messenger RNA. RefSeq names its product ras-related protein RABH1b. The transcript has 6 exons. Gene Ontology annotation, biological process: vesicle-mediated transport. Lineage: Eukaryota; Viridiplantae; Streptophyta; Magnoliopsida; Apiales; Apiaceae. The record is from RefSeq and is a predicted model, not a curated record. The coding region runs from base 209 to 829 and encodes 206 amino acids. Gene Ontology annotation, molecular function: GTP binding; GTPase activity.
UACAAAUGAAGUUGAAAAGUUUAUUAACUAGCUGAAAGGGAAAAAAAUGUAUACAUCGGAUCCGUAGCAGAGUUUCAUCACACCGAUCUGCUACCGCCUUGCUCUAAAUCUACCAUUCUCCGAUCAUUUUCCGGCCAGAUCUUCAAUUCCUCUUCAGAAAUUGACAUUUCUGCGGUGAAUCAAGCCUGGUUCGACAUAGAUUUCAACAAUGGCGCCUGUAUCGGCCCUGGCCAAGUACAAAUUAGUGUUUCUGGGAGAUCAAUCAGUGGGUAAAACAAGCAUCAUCACGAGAUUCAUGUACGAUAAGUUUGAUAACACUUAUCAGGCUACCAUUGGCAUUGACUUUUUGUCCAAAACUAUGUACCUCGAGGAUCGGACUGUUAGAUUGCAACUCUGGGAUACAGCUGGACAGGAAAGGUUCAGGAGCCUCAUUCCAAGCUACAUUCGGGAUUCCUCUGUUGCUGUCAUUGUAUAUGAUGUUGCAAGCAGACAAUCAUUCAUUAACACUGUAAAAUGGAUUGAGGAGGUUCGCAGUGAGCGAGGCAGUGAUGUCAUUAUUGUCCUUGUUGGGAACAAAACUGACCUCGUGGAUAAGAGGCAAGUCUCUAUAGAGGAAGCAGAAGCCAAAGCUGGAGACCAAAAUGUUAUGUUUAUUGAAACCAGUGCCAAAGCCGGAUUCAAUAUAAAGGCACUAUUCCGGAAGAUUGCUGCAGCAUUACCAGGAAUGGAAACUCUAUCUUCUGCUAAGCAAGAAGAUAUGGUAGACGUCAAUCUCAAGUCAAGUGUAAGCUCAUCUCAGUCAUCAGAAUCCGGAGGGUGUCCAUGCUAAUAGGCAAUAGCUAUGAACAGCAGGCUUCCCCUCCGUGCUGGUUCCUUGCAGUUUUGCUAUUUGUGUAAUCAUCAGAAUUUGAGGGUUUUAUAUGAACAUUAAUAUGUUAGUAAUGAUAGGUCUGAAUUUAUUCUAUAUUUUCUGUAUGAUUUUUUUUGCACUUAAAGAACUGAAUGAAAAAUUUUGUUUGGCAUAUA